AUGCCCUGGAGCCGUUCAACCGCUAAUCAUUCAAAAUUGUGGCCACAACGACCUGAACAGACAACCAGAGUUUUGGAACCGGAUUCACUCGUUCAUAGAGGACGAACUAUUCGCUUAUAUAGACUCAUUCAAACUUAUGCACGAAAGUCAGUCAACGCAUGUGACUCUUAUGAAAUACUUUGGAAGAAAGAGAGCGGGAUACACGGCGUUCUUUCGACCGGAAUACAAUGCAGCAGUCAGGGGGGAGGCUAUAACUUUGCGCUUUAUCAAGUGCUCCCGGUCGUCAUCCACUCUUCACAACAGAAAAUUUCACGAGGACCGCCGAAGAAAUACUGAAGAAGGCGAGUGGUGUUCGGCAAAGAGUCUCUUGCCGUCACAGGUUGCGGCAGCUGACCGUUGUGUGUAUUUCCACAACAGCGAUUUGUUGUUGUGAUG
Molecule: messenger RNA, 435 nt
Organism: Soboliphyme baturini
Lineage: Eukaryota; Metazoa; Nematoda; Enoplea; Dioctophymatida; Soboliphymatidae
Source: the annotation of a GenBank genome assembly